GCCUAACCCAGCCCAAGGUCAAAAAAGACAGGAUGAAUAUGACGCCUUCCCCAGCUCUGCACCAAACUCUGUUUCUGUUUGUUUCUUGCUCUCUACAACCUCGUUCACUUUGCUGCUUAUUUUUAUUUUAUUUCUCGUUUUCCUUCUCUUCUUUUCUAUCCGGGCAGAUAUUCCGUACUGCCUGCAAACAUAAAAAGAUAAGCAACAAAAUAGAUGAACGCCGCACUAGCAGACGAAAACGACCCCCUUUUGGGCGCAGUCGCGGAGCAACAUGUCCGCCAUGCGGUGACCGAGGACCCUGACGACAUUGGCCCCGACUCUCAGGAGUCGGGCGCCGUUCUGGUCGAUGGAGAGCUUCUCGAUUUUGACCCUAAAGGCGACCCGGACAACCCCAUGGAGUGGGCGCCCGCCUUCAAAUGGAGCAUUGUCAGCUUGUUGGCCCUUUUUGCAUUCUGCAUCACCUUCACCUGCAUUUCCGUCGUCCCAGUGGCAUCGCAAAUCGUUCGGGACCUGGACGGCGAUGACGGCAGCUCACGGGAUUCGGCCUCGCGGGCCGCCAGCGCCGCCCUCCUGGUGACCAUCUGGGAGCUCGGCGAGGCAGCGGGCCCGCUACUGAUCGCCCCGCUGUCCGAGAUCUACGGCCGGUGGCCCGUCAUCAACGGCGCCAACAUGCUCUUCGUGCUGACCACCGUGCUGGCCGCCACGUGCCGCCGCACCGACAUGUUCAUCGCCGCCCGCGCCAUGACCGGCGCCGCCGUCGCCACCAACGUCCUCAACCCGGCCAUCGUCGGCGACAUGUUUGUGCGCGAGGAGCGCGGCAAGCCCAUGAGCCUGUGCAUCUUUGCCCCCAUGCUCGGCGGGGCCGUCGGGCCCAUGCUCAGUGGCGCCGUCGCCCAGACCCUGGGCUGGCGGAGCUUCAUCUGGAUCAGCGCCGGGUUGGCUGCCGGCUGCGAGCUCAUCUUUCUGUGCUUCUUUCGCGAGACCUACAAGGUCGCCAUACUGAAGAAGAGGAGAACGGCUGCCGCCGGAGAGGCCAAGGAGCGGAGCCGCCGCGUGGCCUACGGAACCGUGCAGGACUGCCAGAAGGUUGAGAGUCCGGCCAGCAACAGACAGAUGCUGUACGAGGCCAUUCUUCGGCCAGGCAUCGUUCUUUGGGGUUCUGGUGUGCUUUUGGCUCUUGCGUUUGCCGGUUCCAUCUCCUUUUCGUACUUUUACAUCAUUUCGGUGACGCUACCGGAAUUGUUGGCGGAGCGGUAUGGAAUGACGCCUGCACAAACGGGUGCUUCACUGCUCAGUUGGAGCUGCGGAGGCUUCAUCGCCAUCUUCAUCUGCAACCGCUUUCUAGACAGCAUCUACAUCAAACUGCGCGACAGUAACAACGGCCGUGGCCUCCCCGAGUACCGCCUCCCGCUCGUCGUCCUCGGUGCCGUUACCGUUCCUCUCGCCACGGCCGGCUAUGGCUGGUCGGCCGAGCUACGCCUCCCGCUCCCCGUCUUGCUCGCUACCGUCGUGCUAAUGGGCGUGUCCAUCAUGCUGACGGCGAUGCCGCUGAUGGCGUACGUGGUCGAUGCCUUUGGCGUCUACUCGGCUUCGGCUAUCACCGGCGUCAUCAUCCUCAGGUGCCUGAUGGGGGCUUUCCUCCCCCUAAUGGUCGCGCCGCUCGUGCGGAGCCUGGGCUGGGGCUGGGCCUUUAUGUGCUUGGCGGGUCUCAUCGCGGCCGUCGCGCCUAUCCCCAUCCUUAUCUUGCGAUAUGGAGAGCGCUGGCGGGCGGCGAGCCGGUAUUCGAGGGAUGCCUGAGGCUCAGGCUACGAAGUGUAAUGAGGAAUGCGCACGCGCCGAGGAUUGAAAAUGAUGCAUGAUUGGGCAAUUACAGAGAUUCCAUGAUAAAACGAAAAAAAUAAUAAAAGUUCUACGAUGAGGUAUCUAGAUAAAAUCAUCAUCAAUACACA
Pyricularia oryzae 70-15 is the source of this 1949-nucleotide messenger RNA. RefSeq lists its product as uncharacterized. NCBI's taxonomy places the organism in Eukaryota, Fungi, Ascomycota, Sordariomycetes, Magnaporthales, Pyriculariaceae. The transcript has 3 exons. The record is from RefSeq and is a predicted model, not a curated record. Gene Ontology annotation, molecular function: transmembrane transporter activity. Bases 214 to 1797 code for a protein of 527 amino acids. Gene Ontology annotation, biological process: transmembrane transport.